CCGGUACAAAUGGUCGCGCAUUUGGACCGAUCGGCACCGACCCGGGUUUUUUUUUUUUUAUUAAACGGGGUGCGUCACGCAGAAGCGGCAGACUGGAGACGGCUCUCUGCCUCUCUUCCCCCCCCAGGAGGCUGUGCCUCAAUCCCAGCCCCCUUUGUUCAGUGCAGCCGGCGGGUCGAGUCAGAGACGGAGGCUGAGCCAACCCGACCAAAACCACACCGCUGCGGGACCUCCCCCCCUCCCCCCCCCCCCCCACAACCAAGGCGACAACAAAGUUGAUUGUUGUUGUUUUUUUUGUAAGUGUUGCUGAUGCUGCGUUUUCCGUCGGCGACCCGCGUGCAAGCGUUCGGCCGCGCCUCCUCCCCGCGGGAGACGGGCAACGGACCGACGGCCUGACCGCCGAGCGCCCCCCCCCGGUACCGGCACCGGUCCGCCGAGCGUUCGCCCGCCGCCCAGCUGAUCCACGCGGACUCUCCCGUCCCAGUAUUUCCGCUCAGCAUCCAUAUUUGCAUCCCAGGGAGUGGCAGCCACUGAUUCCCCCCCCCCUUCCUCCUCCUCCUCCUCCUCCUCCUCCUCCUCCGCUCCUUUUCCCGACGCCGAAAGUUGAGCCCUCGGACGCUGUUAUUUCCUCGCAGAAAGACUCAACAUGGAGAGCUACGACAGCCGCCGCUCCCCCCUCUAGUGCCUUCUCCCUCCGCCCCCCCCACACACCCCCCGUCCCGCCGAGGAGCGCCCCGGGUUCUGCUUACAGCAGGAUGAACAUGCUCAAGUCCAGUGGCCUGAAGAUCCCCGGCCGGGGGCCCAAGCAUUCCAGCCCAGGGGGCAGGACGUCCAGCCCCGUCCUCCCUAAAGACAACACUCCGCUCAAGCCCACCACCCCGACUAAAAUCGCCGAAGAGGGCGACGAUGUUUUGGGGGAUUACGCAGUGGGCGAGCAGGUCUGGGUCAACGGGGUCAAGCUCGGGGUCAUCGCCUACCUGGGGGAGACCCAGUUUGCCCCGGGGCAGUGGGCAGGCGUGAUUCUCAAUGACCUGGUUGGCAAAAACGACGGGUCAGUGGGCGGCGUGCGCUACUUCGAGUGCCAGCCCCUGCAGGGCAUCUUCACGCGGCCCUCCAAGCUCAACCGACAGCCGGUCGGCGAGGGGAGCGACAGCCACUCCACCGAGUCCUUCUCCGCGCAGAAUCACGCCCAGCAGGGCGGCAACGGCGGGCCCCCCCCGGGCCAGAGGGCGGCGGUGACGCUGAGGGAGGGCCUGCUCAACAGCGCGGUGAAGACGGGCUACGAGUCCGGCUCCAACAUGUCGGACAGCGGCUCGGUCAAGGGUUCGGUGAAGAAAGGUGGCGAUAAGGAUCUUCGAGUUGGAGACCGAGUUUUGGUGGGAGGCUCCAAGAUGGGAGUCAUUCGCUACAUGGGAGAGACCGACUUUGCCAAGGGCGAAUGGUGUGGGGUCGAGCUGGAUGAGCCCCUGGGGAAGAACGAUGGCGCUGUGGCCGGUACAAGGUACUUCCAGUGCCUCCACAAGUUCGGCCUGUUUGCUCCGGUGCACAAGGUGAUCCGCAUCGGCUUCCCCUCCACCAGCCCGGCCAAGGCCAAGAAGAGCAAGCGGAUGGCCAUGGGGGUCUCCUCUCUGGCCCACAGCCCCAGCAGCUCCUCCAUCAGCUCCGUCAGCUCGGUGGCCUCCUCCGUGGGGGGUCGGCCGAGCCGAACUGGACUGCUGACCGAGACGUCGUCUCGCUACGCCCGCAAGAUCUCUGGCACCACCGCGCUGCAGGAGGCCCUGAAGGAGAAGCAGCAGCACAUCGAGCAGCUGCUGGCCGAGCGGGACCAGGAGCGGGCCGACAUGGCCAAGGCCACCAGCCACAUCUGUGAGGUGGAGAAGGACCUGAGCGUCCUCAAGGUGCAGCACGUGCAGUAUGUAACGGAGAACGAGGGCAACCUGCAGCAGGUCAAAGCCCUGCUGGCCAGCACACAGAAGGACAAACUGGAACUGGCCAAUCAGCUCGAAGAAGAGAAAAGGAAAGUAGAGGACCUGCUGUUCAGAGUGGAGGAGGAAUCCAUCACCAAAGGAGACCUGGAGGGAGGAUGCUCUCAUGGCGCAGUGUCCUCGAGGUUGGGUAAGAGAACCAAGACCACGGUCGAGGAGCAGAGCCGCAUCGUGCAGCUGGAGGAGGAGCUCAGCCUCCGGAGGGCCGAGAUGGAGAACCUCCAGGCCAAACUGAGGGGGGCCGACGCCAGCUCGCAGGGCGGCGGCGGCGAAGCGCGGCCGGAGACCCCGGCGCCGGAGAGCGGCGAGCUGGAGGAGAAGAAGUACGAGGCGGCGCUCGCGGCCAGCCGGCAGGAGGUGGACUCCGUGAAGGCGGAGCUGGAGAAGAGGAGCCAGGAGGUCGGAGAGAUGAAGCAGAAGGUCCAGCAGGCCACCAAGGAGAACGUGGAGAUGAUGGACACGUGGAAGGGGAAGUUUGAGACCUUAUCGAUGGACCACCAGCGCUCCUUGGAGGAACUGAAAGCGUCGUUGAGUAGCGACCACCCGACUCCAGAGAAGGACGCCCAGGAGCUGAGGGCCACUCUGGAGAGCCUGAAGAUGGAGCACCAGCUGGAGGUGGAGAACCUCAAGGCCAAGCACAAGAUCGAAGCCGCCAUUCUGAGCAAGGAGCGCGAAGACUUCUGCACCCGCCUCCAGGAGGCCAAAGAGCAGCUGGCCGAGGGCCACCAGGCGUGGAGGGCCGAGGCGGAGGCCAGCGGCGGCAAGCGGUCCCUGGAGGAGGCCACCGAUAAGCUGCAGAAGGCGGAGCAGAGGCUGGCGGAGAUGGAGAAGCUGCGCGCGGAGCGGGACAGAAGCACGGAGCAGCUGAGGGAGCGGCUGGAGCUGUCGGAGAAGAAGAUGGCCGGCUACCAGGCCAUGCAGAAGGCCCAGGCGGAGAGCCAAGAGGAGAUCCGGGGCCUGGAGGAGAAGCUGAGGGUGACGGCCAACCAGCUGCAGGCCAUCCAGGCCGACCGCUACACGAGCCGCGACGCAGACGUGAUCGAGGAUAAUGACAUUUCAGACGAGAAGAUGAAGCUGAAACAGAAUUUCGAAGAAACAAUGGAGAAGUUGCUGAAAAGGGAGAAAGAGGUCUCCACUCUCGCUUCCCAGGUGGAGGCCCUCAAGAGCCAGACGGGAGCGCUGGAGGCCAAAGUUCGCUCGGGGGAAAAGAAAGCCGAAGCCAUGGCCAGGGAGAAGAUGCGUUUGGAGGCGGAGCUUGAGUCCAUGACCAGGAAGUCCCAUGAUGCCUCUGGGCAGCUGGUCAAUAUCAGCCAGGAGCUGCUGAAGAAAGAGAGGAGUCUGAACGAGCUGAGGGUGCUGCUCCUGGAGUCACACCGCCAUUCCCGCGACGUGGAGAAAGACCUGAACCGAGAGGUGCACAAGGCCGAGUGGAAGGUGAAGGAGCAGAAGCUCCAGGACGACAUCAAGAGCCUGCGAGACAAACUGCUCCUACUGGGGCAGGAGAGGUCUUCACCGGACCACCGGCGGUACUCCAUGCUGGACCCCUCGGUCCUGGACUCGGAGGUGAGCCGCCUGCGGCAGCGGCUGCUCAGCACGGAGGACGCCCUGAGGAACGCCAUGGAUCACAACCAGCAGGUGGACCAGCUGGUCCUGGCCAUGCGCAGGCAUCCGGACAAGAGCCCGGCGCAUGGUGCCAAUUCAGCCAACGGAAUUCAUCACCAGGAGUCGGGCAGUGCUCGAGAUGAACAACACUGAUGGGAGCAGAAGAGACGAGACUGAACCGGGACCCGCGGAGCUCCGCCUCCGGCCUCGUCCUGGUCCUCGUCCUGGUUCUGGUCCUCGUCCUGGUCCUGGUCCUCGUCCUGGUCCUGGUCCGCCAGGCGCCCGGAGAAGAUCUCCGUUUGCAGUUAAAAUACCAAAACAGCGAAUCUGUUGUCUCGAGUGAAUUUGUGUGUCUGUUACAGAACCACCAACUGGGGACGUGGACACCGGGGGGGGGGGGGGGGGGGGGGUUGCAGCUCCUCAGACUUUUUGAUGCUUUACAGUAGUUAGACAAAUUUCAAAUUCGCACGUUGCCGGGAACUCUGUGACAAAGGUGGAUUUUUGAAUCGGAAAGCAAACCGCUGGUGGACAACGAUGUGAAGAGCUGAAGAAACUGGGUCCUCCGUCGCUCUGUUUGUUUUAUUUAUUACUUUUACUCAGCUUGGUUUUAAUCCUCUCGGCCAGUGAUGCUGUUAUUUCCAGGGAGUUCGACUCAUUCGUCGCUUUCUUCUGCUUUCGUGUACAAUAUGACGAGUCAUGUGGGUUAAUGGAAGUAUUAAAAAGGCCCUUUAAAGUG
Molecule: messenger RNA, 4323 nt
Organism: Pungitius pungitius (ninespine stickleback)
Lineage: Eukaryota; Metazoa; Chordata; Actinopteri; Perciformes; Gasterosteidae
Gene: clip2
Product: CAP-GLY domain containing linker protein 2
Exons: 18
Coding region: 756-3740 (994 amino acids)
Biological process (GO): cytoplasmic microtubule organization
Cellular component (GO): nucleus; cell cortex; microtubule plus-end
Molecular function (GO): microtubule plus-end binding
Source: RefSeq, a predicted model, not a curated record